Molecule: messenger RNA, 1446 nt
Organism: Anolis carolinensis (green anole)
Lineage: Eukaryota; Metazoa; Chordata; Lepidosauria; Squamata; Anolidae
Gene: cunh11orf98
Product: chromosome unknown C11orf98 homolog
Exons: 4
Coding region: 710-1105 (131 amino acids)
Source: RefSeq, a predicted model, not a curated record
UAGUGCGGAGUCAAGAUAAUCCAGUUAAAGCAGAUAAUAUAAGAUUAUAAAUGGGUUAUAUAGCUGUGUGGAAGGGCCUUGAGUCUACACUGCCAUAUAAUCUAGUUAAAAUCAGAUAAUCUGUGGAAGAAGCCUAAGUGAGGCCUAAAUCUGCCUGUCCCCUAACUGAAACCUGGCUGUCCCUUGGUUGCUAGGCAACCAAGUGGGCAGAGAUUAGCCCUCUAAACUGGCAGCAAUUGGAUAAAAAAAAUUAUUGCUCUCCCUCUAAUUAGGACUUUAUUUUUCUUUUCUUUUUGUUGUAUCAACAUUGAGGCGUGGAUGAUGGGUUGUGUUGUCAAAUUUUGAGGUUGGGGGGCCUGUACUUUUGUUGUUUUGUGAAUUGCCGUGAUGCCGUCACUCUUUUAUAUAUAUAGAUGUCUUUGUUUUUAUCGUUUUCAGUGUUAAGCAUCCCCAGAAGAAAAUAUUUUGGGUACAGCUUUAUUUUAAUUUGCAACAUCUUUGGUAUUUUUUGGUGGGGAAAUCCACUUUUUUUCUCGGCGUGCUCUCGGGCGCCACCAACCGGCCUUUUGUGGAAAUGGUUGGGAAACGAGAGAGGCGCUCCGGCUCUGCUCAUCCGCGCCCCUGCUGGCCAGUGUGAGAAUUGCAACGGAGGUUUCCCAUCUUCGAUGCACGUGGUCCCCGAACCGGAAGCCGAAGACCAGGUGGCACGAUGGCGCCCACGGGGAAAAUCAACCGGCCUCGGACGGAGCUGCGCAAAAACGUUUGCAAGAGGCGGCGUGUCUUGAGCAAACAGAAGAGGAAAAAACACCGGAUUGUCGCAGCCGUGGCAGACAAAGACCUCAUCACUUCUCACCACCUAAAGAAGCGAUCAUCGAGCGCACGAGCCAAUAUUACUCUCUCUGGGAAGAAGAAGAGGAAGCUGCUGAAGCAAAUCAGCCAUGCCACCAAAGAAAAAAUAACCAUGCAGGUUGACGCCUCACCGGCUCCAAGUACCAAAGCUCAAAAUAGAAGGGAAAAGAAGAACAAGAAGGAAAAGUUAGAAGGCUGCUCUGAUGUAGAAAUGGUGGAAACUGAGCCCACACUGAGACCAGAAAUUUCUCUGUAAUGCCUUCAUGUUCGGUUUCCUUGCUCUUCUUUGCUGACUGUAGCAUGAUGGGACUGAAAGAGUGCAAACCCAAAAAAGCCAGUGGGUUUUGGCCCUUAAACUUUGAAACAACAUGGAUACUACAACACUAUUUCCAGCCUUAGUGAUAUGCAUAAAAAGCACAUUGAUGCAGUUUGUGUGUGCGAGUGCAUGUGCAUAUGCAUGCUCACAGAGCAAUAAUUUCCAACACCAGAAUACAAGAGAAAAGUACUCUGUAUUAUACAAUUAAGAUAAUCAGAUUUUUCUGUUCUUGUGUGUUUCUGAAGCCCCAAAUUUUGUCUCAAUAAAAUGGCAAGAAACCA